Gongylonema pulchrum is the source of this 258-nucleotide messenger RNA. The record is from the annotation of a GenBank genome assembly. Lineage: Eukaryota; Metazoa; Nematoda; Chromadorea; Rhabditida; Gongylonematidae.
AUGAGCUUGAGCAGGAAUGUUGUUGCCGGCCUCCCAGUGAAGUGUCGAUUGUCCCAACACCGGAAUCGCCUUCUGCGAGCAGUGGUUGUUGUUGGUUUUGUCGUUGCAGCUGUGGUGCAGGUACGAGAAAAAUCUGACUACAUCUACAAAUGGUGGAGUAUAUCCUUGCUUAAGCCAGUUACUGCUUCCUCAGCCCAUCGCUUUUUCGUCGGUUUAUUUGAUGUUGUUGAUAUCAAAUACUCAAUGCCGCUUUACUAG